GUUAUUUCUAUGUCUUUGUUACCUAAUUUUUUAAUUUAUUUGAUGUAUUUCAAUCAACUAGGUCUUGUGUCCUACUAUUUCUAUUUUUUUAUUUUAAUUUUCUUUAAUUUCUAGUGUUCUUGUGCUCUGAUAUUCAUUAUGUUAUGAUUUUGAUCUUAUUUACAAUAUAUUUGGGAAUUUCAAUUAAUUAUAGUCUAAUCUCCAAUUCUAAGCUUAUAACCUAGCUUUAAAUUUUUAGAAGCAACUCAACCGGAGCUUGCAUUUCCGACUUUUAUGAUUUGUUUGAUAGCAUGUAUCAUACACCUUCACUGCAUUUACUAUGCAUGCUAUUAUUGUGCUAAUAGCUUAUGCUUGAUAUACCAGCUAGCAUUAAUCAAAAAUCAAAUUUUAAAGCAUAUGCAUUAGCAGCAAGCAAACUUCGUUGUCAGAAUUUGAUUAGUUAAAUCCAUUUAAAAUUAUGGCAAUUGAUAUUGUUGCUUGAUUGUAGAGAUAUAAAUUAUAUUGCGUUGUUUGAUGGAGGACAUUGUCUCGUCCUUGUGCAUUUUCCUUUGUUAGAUUAUCACUUUUGUAUAAGUUUAAUUUGAAGAGUCCCUUAGGGAUUGAUAAGUUUAAUUUUGUUGUAUCUAGGGUGACUUUUGUGAGGGCUGACAUUAGAGUUACUCUUUAGUAUAACAUUUUUGCAUUUAAAGUGUAUUGAGCUAUUAUCAUACUGUUAAUAUAUCUUUGUGCUAGUAGAAGAGAUAAGGGAAUGACGAUCGAAACUACUACCAAGCAACUUGAUGGAAACAUAGUCAAUGAAUGCUAUCUCUCCCCCUCUCCCUAUGAGAAUACUAUGUCAAUUUCCUUAAAUAUGUGACUGUAUUGCCAUUGUUUAUGAUAAAAAUGAAAAGUGUUUAAUUUCAAGGCUAUUAGCUCAAAUGGUAGAGCAAUGUGCUAUAGGGUACAUGGUGUAGGUUCAAGCCCUACAUAACCCUACAUAAUACAUUAAUGGUGUGAUAUUGGUCAUUCUUAUAACUUGUAACAAGCGUAGCGCUCUUGGUUAGGAUCAGUUAAGUGCUUUUGAUAAGGGUUACUUUUGCCUUAAUUUGGGCCACUUUCAUCCUUAAGGUCACUUUUGUUCUUGUUAGGGUAACUUUUGUCCAUGGUUAGGGUCACUUUUGCCUUAAUUAGGGCCACUUUUAGCCUUAAGUAAAGUCAUUUUUGUUCUCGUUAGGGUAACUUUUAUCCUUGAUUAGGGUCACUUUUGCCUUAAUUAGGGUCACUUUUAAACUUAAGUAAGGUCAUUUUCGUUCUCGUUAGAGUAACUUUUAUCCUUGGUUAGGGUCACUUUUAGCUUUAAGUAAAGUCAUUUUUGUUCUCGUUAGGGUAACUUUAAUCCUUGGAUAGGGUCACUUUUGCCUUAGUUAGGGUCACUUUCACAAUUAAGUAAGGUCACUUUUGUUCUUAUCAAGGUCACUUUCACCCUUAAAUAUGAUCACUUUUGUUCUUGUUAGGAUAAUUUUUGUUCUUAGUUAGGAUCACUUUUGCCUUAAUUAGGGUCACUUUCACCCUUAAGGUUACUUUUGUUUAAUGUAACUUUUGUUCUUGGUUAGUGUCACUUUUGUCAUUGGUUAGAAUCACUUUUGCCUUAUUUAGGGUCACUUUUAUCCAAAAUGGUUUAAAGUAAUCUAUAUUGUUUGAAUGCUAGCUAGGUAGUUGGUUCAAGAAAGUUAAUAGCCUAUGUAGGAUUCGAACCUACAUCCUCUGUGCGACAGAGUGCUCGACCAAUUGAACUAAUAGGCUAUAAGACAACACUAAAUUUAUACUUCAUAUAAAGUAGUCUGAAACUUGCAGACUAAAUUGAACUAGUUUAUUAUUUACUGCACAUCAAAUCAAGCAAUAUAAAAAAGCAAAUUGGCAAAAUGAAAAUUGCAAAAAUUUGAUGCAGCAAUGCUUCCGAGACAAACUAAUGAUUUCAAGUAGUUCUAUAAUACAAAAAUCAACAUUAUUUUAGUAUUAAUUCAAUCCCACCCACUGUUCAAAGACUAGUUGCAAAUUUAUUCAACCAGCCAUAUAAACAAUUCUUUAAGCAAGCCUUCAAUAAUAAAUUCACAAUUUCAUAUACGUAGUAGAUUAUAGUUAAUAAAAAGUCAAAAUUAACACCUAAACACUAUGUUUAUAAUGGUAUAAUCAUUAAUCUCAGAUUCUCAGACUCCUGAAUUUUGUUAGUUUAUCAAUUAUCACCCCUAAAUUGCUGCUUUAGGUAUUUCUACACAUAUUACAUCAAAUGCAUUAUUAAUUUCAAUUUAUCAAAAGAUUGAUUAUGGAAAAGUUACCAGUUGAUGUACUUGAUUUACUUAUUUUCUCUUAUAUUUCUUUAGUUGCAAGAUCGAGGAAUAUUCAUUCAGAAUGUUAGUAAACGAAAUAUGAAAAGUAUAUUACCUAGAAUUAACAAAUUAGCAUAAGAAAUUCAAUUAUAAACGAAAAAUGAAGAGUAUAUUACCUAGGUUUUGAUUUCCCCCAAAUUGUGAACUCGAAUUUCUGUCUUCAUCAUCAAUCCUCCUAUCCGAAGCAAUCCUCUUCAAUUGUAUUGUUUAAAUCGAUUUCCAGUCCAUUUUUCAAUUGAUUUCCCAAUAUUGGAGAUUGAAUAUGUCGUUGCCACUUGCCAAUGUAAAAAUCGUUGUAUCGAUUUUUUACAAUUUGAGAAAUUGAAUGCACGCUUGUUGUUUGUGUUAGGUUUUCAGCAAUUCUACACAAUAAGAAUUACUUAAAGAUGGUGGAACAAAACCCAAGCAGUGUAUAAAUAAUGUUUAAUUAUACAACAAUCAAUACUAAUCAAAGUAUUACAAACCAAACACCAAUGUCAAAGUAAUUCAGAAAUUACAAAGAAAACACUAAUGUGAAAAAUUAUACACUUGCCUCACUCCAAGCCAAAGAAACCACCAAGAACAUGAGAAUACCAAGGACCACGUGAGUCUUCAAUACCGGAUACUUGUCUAAGGCGUGUAAACACUUUCCUAAAGUGAUUAUUUCCCCACCACGGUGCUUGGGUUGAAACUGGAAAAUCACUUUCAGAUACAAUAGACAACACUACAAUCUUUGCACUAAGAUUUGUAGCAAGAUGAUCAAAUUCUCAAAGAUUAACUUAAUUGAUAAAGUUUUCUAAAAGAGAUUGCAAGUUUCUUAGAGAAAAUUGUGAAGAAGAGUGAAAAACUUAGAGAGGAAAAACAGAGAGAGCAAAAAACCUUAUCAGUUAUUCUUUUAAUUUCGCAAUUAAAAGAACAAUCGAAACCGCAACUGCCAGGGCCGCGGGCGCGGCAUCCAGUAGGAGCGGGCGCUCCUCAUGGCCCCGCGGGCGCGGACAGGGAAAUCCCAGAUUUCACCCAACUUUCUGGAGAUGCCCGGCCGCGCCCAUGCCGCGGGCGCGGCUCAUAAAGCCACGAGCACGGCUUUUCGUGGCUUCCCAGCCGCGGCCUCUCCAUUAAAGGAAAGGGCUCUCUUCUACCACACUCUAAAUUUCUAACAGUUUGAUGAUUUGUAAUUCUUUCUGCCAUGGUUGAUUGAAACUCGUAGAUCAUAGGGUUUUUUUUCCUUUAUCAAUGGUGGAUUUUUCCACAUUCUCCUCCAUUGUUGCUAGGUUUCGAACCCUCUCUUUCCUCAGCUUUGUGGUCUAUCUGAAAUUUUUAACUUAUCUCUACUAUUCACACGUGCCAAAACCGGAUUUACAUUAAAGUUAAAUGUAAACCGAGUGCAUGUAAAAACUUUUGACUUAAGAAAUGUGAUAAUUUUUGUAAAGUAUUGCACUUCCUUUUUUGGCAAAAUAAAUUGCAUUUUAUUAGGAGCAAUUUCCCUAAAAAAAAAAAAGCCCAAAAAUUGAAAAAUAUCAAAAUUCUUAAAUUAAGUUUUUUUUUUUAAUUACUCUGUAUUUUCUACUUUAUUGUCGACGUCAGCAUAGACAUUUAUUUUUGGUUGUAAAAGAGAGAGGCAAACCCCUAAGAAAGACAAAAGGCAAACCGAAAACAACGAAAUCAAACAAUAGUCACUUUACCCAAAUCCUCCAACAAAACGAUCUAAAAAUUUAGUGAAAUGCUAAAUACCGCUAUCCAAAUUUAUCGCCACCGCCAUCAUUUCAAGCAAACUGACAAUCAUGCCCUUACUAAACCCUAACCCAUUUUCCACCCUUAUUUUUUUUUCUCUCUCCUCAAACAUCAACCACCCACCUUUUUUAUCAUACAACCUCCACAACCACAUAUUUGGGGUUUACCAGAAAGCAAUUGGCAGCGCGACCUCAGGCAGUGGAGGCGGCAGCGGAAUGGGUGGAAUGGAGGUAAGUAGUUUCCGUUUUUUUUUUUUUUUAUGCAAUAAGUGGCCAUGGUAACCGGAGCCCAAAAUCGGUUACCGUCCACGGUAACCGGAGGUUAAAACCUGUUAUCCUGGAGCUCCGGUUGACCUCCGGUUCGUUUUCCGUCGAGCCACCUUGAUCACCAUCCAUUUCUCGUCGACUUUCACCGUCGUUGUGGCUGUCUGGUGUAGAAGGUGGUGGUUGACACAGUUGUGGUUGAUGGACUAAUGUUAGAGAAAGAAAAUGGGAAAAAAAGUUAGUAAGGGCAAGAUUGUCAGUUUGCUUGAAAUGAUGGCGGUGGCGAUAAAUUUGGAUGACGGUAUUUAACACUCCCAAAAUUUAUCAUAUUUGUAUUUAUGACUCCGUAGUAUUUAUUUUACUGGUUCAUAUUAAAUUAGCGAUACUAUCUAGAAAUUAUAAACAUGUGUUGCUUUUGCAACAAAGUUUGGUUUGAGGAGAGAAUUCCCAAGGUUUCUCCUUGGGAGGGUUUUUUUAGUUCCCUCUAGGGUUUUCCGUUUUUCUAGCCUUUAUUGCUAGGUUUUUUCAGUUUUUUUUUAAGGUUUUCCUUCACCCUUCUCUCUUAUUCUCUUUCAUCUCUUUUCUUCCUGAUCUCAAUUGUGAAUCUUGUUAGGAGCUUCCACUGGUAUUUUUAUCGGUGGUAAGCACCAAAAACUUUUUAAGUGCUUUCAAUAAAUUGAUCCCAUCUUUAAGAUGGUGGUUAUUCUAUUAGGUUUAAUUUCUUUGUUUGUUCGUCUAGCGAGGAUUGAAGAUCUAGUAUUUUAUAAUUUCUGAAAUCUAGAAGACCAUAUAAGUAUUAUCACACAAACAACUCUGCAUCAGUGGAUUUCAAGCCGAAUUAGUGCUAACUCACAUAUUGUAUUGCUUCGUAUGAGGUUUUAUAUUAAGGCGAUUGUUGAUCGAAUCUACAAUGUUAUUAGUUCUAAGAUGAUAUGUAUUUGUGUUAAAAUUUUAGAUUUCUUCGAAAUUAUUUGUAAGUGCCGUUUGGCUAUCUUUUAUUAAUGAAAUUUCCUAUUUCUUUCUGUUAAACAAAAAAAGUUUGGUUUGAGACCUAACCCCUAUGACACAGAACACAUAUAACGUAACUUUAGAAAGGGAGAUUGGGAAACUGUUCCCGCAGUUCUUCAGAGUUCAAACUCUAGGUGUUUCUAGAUUGGAGGAGAUCUAAUAAAGAGCAAAAAGUUGGAUUGCCUUUGAAUAGCAGGAAUUUUAAGUGUGGAAUCAUUGUUUAGGAUGCUUUUUAUAUCUUAUAACUAAUACAAGUAAAUCCAUGCUCUCAAGCGUUGCUUCACCACAAGCCAUGAUUAGAAACCCAAUAAUUGCAGCCAUGAAUUACACAAAGAAGAAAGCUGCUGUACUUUACCACUACCCUUGCCCUGAUGGCACCUUCGCGGCCCUUGCAGCACACCUUUAUUUCUCUGCUACUUCCUCCCCAGUUCAAUUUUUUCCAAAUACUGUCUACAGUCCUAUCAAGGCAGACCAGUUGCCUUUGCAAGAAAUCGGUGAUGUUUAUCUUUUAGAUUUUGUUGGACCCUCUGGGUUUGUUGCUGAUCUCUCAUCCAAGGUGGAGAAAGUGAUCAUUCUAGACCAUCAUAAAACUGCACUCCAGACUUUAGGUGGUGAAACCUCAUUGGGUGAGAAUGUGACGAAGGUGUUAGAUAUGGAGAGGAGUGGGGCAACAAUUGCUUAUGAUUACUUCAAGCAGAAGCUUAGUGAAGGAAAUGGAGGCAGCCAUGAGUCCGUGCUUGCUGAGUUCAAUAGAAUGAGAAAACUUUUCGAGUACAUCGAGGAUGGAGAUCUUUGGAAGUGGCGCCUUGAGAAUAGCAAAGCUUUCAGCAGUGGGUUGAAGGACCAGAAUUUAGAAUUUGAUUUUCAGAAAAAUCCCUCCGUGUUUCAGCAGUUGCUCUCACUAAACCUUGAAUCUGUUAUAAAUCAAGGUAUUAUAAGCUUAGACCAUAAGCAAAAGUUGAUUACUGAUGCUCUUGAGCAAUCUUUUACAAUCAACCUUGGAGGUGGGGUAUUUGGGCAUUGCCUAGCUGUCAUGGCAGAUGAAGCUCUUUCAGAAUUAAGGAGUGAACUUGGGAAUCAGUUGGCUUGUAAGAGCCAAGACCAGAACUUAAGGGGCAUCGGAGCUAUUGUUUACAAAGUUCCCAAGCUUGGAAAUGACCAGAUGUUUAAAAUCAGUCUUCGGAGUGUCAAAAGUGAAGACACGACUCCUAUUUCAGAGAAAUAUGGUGGUGGUGGACAUCGUAAUGCUAGUUCAUUUCUGCUAAGAUUGGCUGAUUUUGAAGCAUGGAAGAUGAACAGUUGAUGUUUUCUUUGUUAAUUUUGUCAAUCAACAAAUUUUGUAGAUGUUUAGUUGGCAGUGUUAAAUACAAUUACUCUAUCAUUUAUAUUAAAAAAAAAAAAAAAUAGAAACUAACUUAGGCAUGUUUACUUAUGAUUUAGAUUUUGAAGUCCUACAUUUUGUAAGAGAAACCUAUAAUGUCAGUCUUCUUGAGAAGAGCACAGGCCAGGGUGUGUGCCUGUAUUACUUCUCCAAUUUUGCCAACUUCAA
Molecule: messenger RNA, 6896 nt
Organism: Chenopodium quinoa (quinoa)
Lineage: Eukaryota; Viridiplantae; Streptophyta; Magnoliopsida; Caryophyllales; Amaranthaceae
Exons: 2
Coding region: 5610-6650 (346 amino acids)
Source: RefSeq, a predicted model, not a curated record